Messenger RNA from Rhineura floridana, 4081 nucleotides. RefSeq names its product threonyl-tRNA synthetase 3 (gene TARS3). Gene Ontology annotation, cellular component: cytoplasm. Gene Ontology annotation, molecular function: threonine-tRNA ligase activity; ATP binding. Gene Ontology annotation, biological process: threonyl-tRNA aminoacylation. The transcript has 20 exons. The record is from RefSeq and is a predicted model, not a curated record. Bases 82 to 2685 code for a protein of 867 amino acids. NCBI's taxonomy places the organism in Eukaryota, Metazoa, Chordata, Lepidosauria, Squamata, Rhineuridae.
CUGAGCGGCCGUUUGCAGGAGGCGGCGAAAGGGAGGGCCCGGGCCGGCGCUCUUCCUCCCCGCCUCCUGGCAGCGAGGCCGAUGCGUAAGGGAGGAGCGAUGGCCGUCGCCGCCGCCGCCGCUUCGGCCGCAGCUGUUGAAGGGAUCGCCUCGCGCUUGGCCCGGCAAGAGCAAGAGAUCCGCUGCUUGGCGGCCGAGAUCGGGCGCCUGAAGGAACCCGAGCGCUGGCCCGCUGGCCCCGACCUCCCGCUCCCGGCCCUGCUCGACGCCAGCCCGGAGCUGCAGGCGCUGCGGGCCGAGAACGAGAAGCUCCGCUACCGCCUCCUGCACCUCCAACGCAGCCUCAGCGCCGAGCUCGCCCGCGCCGGGACUCCCCACCACCGCCGCCGCCCCCUCCAGGAGCCCGAGCAGCCCCGAGGCCCGAAGGAGCCUCCCAAUGCAAACGAUGCUACUCACCAGAGUAAACAUAAAAGGGAGAAGAAGAAAGAAAAUCUAGCGGUGGAUGGGUGUAGGAGUGAGCAACAGCAGGAACCAAGCUUCAUCAAAGACAGGGUGAAGGUAUAUGAAGUGCUGAAGAAAGAGUAUGAUGCUCUCCUUGAUUCCAGAGCAUCCAGCCAAAGCAGGCCUAUCGAAAUCACAUUUGCUGAUGGGAGGAAGAUAGAAGGGGAAUCCUGGAAAACAAGUCCACAUCAGAUAGCUCUAGGAAUCAGCCGAGGACUUGCUGAUAAUGCCAUCAUAGCCAAAGUGAAUGGGGAAUUAUGGGAUUUAGAUCGGCCGAUGGAAGGAGACUCUACCUUGGAGCUUCUCACAUUUGAAAGUGAAGAAGCUCAAGCUGUUUAUUGGCAUUCUAGUGCUCACAUUCUUGGAGAAGCAAUGGAAAGUUAUUAUGGUGGAUGCUUGUGCUAUGGACCCCCCAUUGAAAAUGGUUUUUAUUAUGACAUGUACAUUGAAAACAGAGGUGUAUCUAGUACAGAAUUCUCAACACUGGAGAACAUAUGUGAAAACAUCAUAAAAGAGAAGCAGCCCUUUGAAAGGCUAGAAAUCCGCAAAGAAAUCCUGCUGGAUAUGUUUAAGUAUAACAAAUUUAAAUGUCGAAUUCUGAAUGAGAAAGUUGACACACCAACAACUACAGUGUACAGGUGUGGUCCACUCAUUGACUUAUGCAGAGGCCCCCAUGUGAGGCAUACUGGAAAAAUUAAGGCCUUAAAGAUUUUUAAGAAUUCUUCCACUUAUUGGGAAGGAAAGGCCAGCAUGGAAACGCUGCAGAGAAUUUAUGGAAUAUCUUUUCCGGAAAACAAGAUGAUGAAAGAGUGGGAGAAGUUCCAGGAGGAAGCAGAAAAUCGAGAUCACAGGAGAAUUGGCAAGGAACAAGAACUCUUCUUCUUCCAUGAUCUGAGUCCAGGAAGUUGUUUUUUUCUGCCCAGAGGGGCCUUUCUUUAUAAUACGCUCUUGGAGUUUAUCAAAGAAGAAUAUCACCGGCGUAACUUCACAGAGGUUGUGUCUCCUAAUAUCUACAACAGUAAACUGUGGGAAACUUCUGGUCACUGGCAGCACUACAGCGAAAACAUGUUCUCUUUUGAGGCUGAGAAGGAAGUGUUUGCCCUUAAGCCGAUGAACUGCCCUGGACACUGCUUGAUGUUUGCCCACCGUCCCCGGUCCUGGAGGGAGAUGCCUUUGAGACUUGCUGACUUUGGAGUUCUUCACCGCAAUGAGCUUUCAGGGACCCUAAGUGGUUUGACUCGAGUUCGGCGCUUCCAACAGGAUGAUGCCCAUAUCUUUUGCACCAUGGAGCAGAUCGAAAAAGAGAUGAAAGGCUGUUUGAACUUCUUGCAGUCUGUAUAUGCUGUCUUUGGUUUUACCUUCCAACUACAUCUUUCCACCAGACCCGACAACUUUCUAGGGGAAAAGGAGAUCUGGGACCAGGCAGAGAGGCAACUCCAAAACAGUCUAGAUGACUUUGGGGAGCCCUGGAAGCUAAAUCCAGGAGAUGGAGCAUUUUAUGGUCCCAAGAUUGAUAUUAAAAUCAGAGAUGCUAUUGGUCGAUACCAUCAGUGUGCUACAAUUCAGCUUGAUUUCCAGCUACCUAUCAGAUUUAAUCUUACUUAUGUGGGGCCCCCAAACGAGCAAGGAAGAUCAGGAGGACAGAGGGAUCAGAGGAAGAUGCAAAUGGAUCUGGGGGUACAAAGAAAUGUGUUUACAUGUUUAAGGCAUUGGUGUGGCGUGGGACUAAGACUAGAGCUAUGGAAAGAUGGAGAUGACAAGAAAAAACCAGUGAUCAUCCAUAGAGCUAUUUUGGGCUCGGUGGAGCGAAUGAUUGCCAUUCUGGCAGAAAACUAUAGUGGAAAAUGGCCCUUUUGGCUCUCUCCUCGGCAGGUCAUGGUGGUUCCUGUUGGCCAUACCUGUGAAGAAUAUGCUCAACAGGUUUGCAGUGACUUUUUUACAGCUGGAUUCAUGGCUGAUGUUGAUCUAGAUCAGAGCUGCACAUUGAACAAGAAGAUAAGAAACGCACAACUGGCUCAGUAUAAUUUUAUUUUUGUGGUUGGAGAAAAGGAGAAAGCCAAUAAUGCUGUGAAUGUGCGAAGGAGAGACAACAAGGUCCAUGGAGAAGUUUUGGUCACUUCUGCCAUUGAAAAACUAAAGAAGUUAAAAGCAUCACAUACUUUACAUGCAGAAGAAGAAUUCUAGUCCUUGCUGAUGAAGAGUGUAUUAAAAGAGGAAUAUCAGUUCUAUCCUACACGUGUUCACCUGCAAAUUAGUACUGCUGAGCUUGUUGGGCCUUACUUCCUGGCACCUACACUUUGGAUUGCAGCCUUCCAUUAGGGCAGUAGCCUGAUGCUCACAUUACUUCAUGACAUUCAGGAGACUAAAUGUGUAGCUGAUGCAGGUUCUUUUGAAAAUUUCCAGAUGGGUACCUGUGUUAGUCUGUUGCAGCAAAGACAAUAUAGUCUUGUGAUACCUAAAGACUUAGGGUGGUAUUCAGUGUUAGGCCUGCUGAUAGUACAGGGAUGGAGAACCAAGGUGUUGCUGAACUACAACUCUCAUCUGCCCCAGUAAGCAUAGCCAAUGACCAGGGAUGAUGAGAGCUGUAGUUCAGCAACAUCUGGAGCAAAAGGUUCCCCACGCCUGUCAAAGUAAGUCCAUUGAAAUUAAUGGACAUGACUAAUUAGGCCCAUUCAUUUCAGUAGGUCUACUCUGAGUAUAACUUAGUUGGAUAUAACCCUAGCAAUUUUAUUAUGGCAUAACUUUAACACCUGUAACUCAGGAUAAUACUGCAUGCACCUGAAGCAGACUGUAGUCCAUGACUUAAGCCAUAAUAAAUUUGUUAGCCUUUGAAGUUCCUGUGCGAUACUGUGAAAAAGUAGAAACACUGUUAGAUCCCAUGGCAAUUGCAUGCAUCUUAUUUUUAAAAAAGUCACAUUAAAUUACAUUAAAAAGGCACUUGUGUAAUUAAAAAAAUCUUUUUCAUAUAGAACGUAAGACCAUAGGAAGUUAGUACAGAAGCUCUAUUGCAGCUACUGAUUGCUGAGGAGAGCAAAAUAACCUCAAAAUGCAGAAUGUGUAUGCAUGUUUGCAAAGUAUUUUGAGCCAUCUUAUUUGUAGGCAACCUGUUCCUACUGAAUCCUCUCAGCGGUAUGUCAGGAUAUGCCUUUAUGUUUAAAUGUCUUGGCACCAAGGUCAAAAAUGACUGAAGUGUAGAAAGUGACUAGCUCCUUCAUUAGUAUCAAACUCUACAUUGCCCCGAGUACUGGCUUACAUGAAUGGUUGUGUUACAGUUCUGUGCAGCACAGUAAGGAAAUACCCAUAUUUAGUGUUGCCACUUUGGGGGCAUGAUCCAUAAAGAAAUUGUCCUGCAUGAGCCUCACUGAAAACAUUCAUUUGAGUGGAGUGUGCAUGGAAGAACAUCCUGGUGGAUUGUGUCUUAUGUUCUUAUUUUAAAAAAACUGACAAAUUACUUAGAGUUGUUCUCCCACUUUAGAGUCACCAAUAAGUCCACAUACAAGCUUCAAGUUAGAAGCUUUUAAGUUAUGGUGCAAUGUAAUUUGUCUAUUUUUCCCUCUUUUUUUGUUGAAUAAAAUUUCAG